CUGAAUCACAAACCUCUCUCUCUCUCUCUCUCUCUCUCGAUCAGGAAAAGGGGAGUUACACCUGCAAAUUCAAUCCAGCCUUUUGAUUAGUUUCUGGUCAUCAGCUUUGAGAAAUCCAGAUCCAUCUAGUAUCGUAUUUAGUGGAGGCAAACUACAAAUACAUUCGAUAAUUGUUCGGAAAUGGGUGGCAUGUCGAUGAAUGUGACGAAGUUGGGAGGAGCAAGUUCAGAGUCGGAAUACCACACCCACAAGGUGUUCCUGCUGAGCAACUACAUAUUGCUGGGAGCAGCCUCCAGCUGCAUCUUCCUGACGCUGUCUCUGCGGCUGCUGCCGUCGGUGUGCGGUUUCUUCCUGAUCCUGCUCCACGUGCUGACAAUUGCCGGGGCCAUAUCGGGAUGCGCGGCGGCGGGGAGCAGGUCGAGCUCCAAGUGGUACGGAGCGCACAUGGUGUCGACGGUGCUGACGGCGAUAUUCCAAGGGUCGGUGGCGGUGCUGGUGUUCACGAGGACGGGGGACUUUCUCGGGGAGCUCAAGUCGUACGUGAGGGAAGAGGAUGGGAGUGUGAUUCUGAAAUUGGCAGGAGGGCUGAGCGUGGUGAUAUUCUGCUUGGAGUGGGUGGUGCUCACACUCGCCUUCUUCCUGAGGUACUACGCCUCUGUUGAGGGAAGUGGUGGUGGCGCUGCUGGUAUGAGGAGUUCCAAGGUGCAACAAGCAGCUGACGAGGAUUUGAAGGACUGGCCAUGGCCUUUCCAAGUCUAACAUGGAACAUAGGCCUGCUGGAUCUGCUGCUCUCCUUUGAUUUCAUUUCAUUUUAUAAUUUUAUUCUCUAAAAUAAAUUCAUUAUGUAUUUCAUUCGUUCAUUCAAAUUCAAUUGCUUGCUCGCUCGCUUGCUCGAUGAUCAGUAAUUACUAGUUUCGGAAUUUCAAGUUUUUCGAUUAAA
Malus domestica (apple) is the source of this 940-nucleotide messenger RNA. RefSeq lists its product as uncharacterized. The record is from RefSeq and is a predicted model, not a curated record. Lineage: Eukaryota; Viridiplantae; Streptophyta; Magnoliopsida; Rosales; Rosaceae.